AUGCGGCGACUGUGGGCUGUGUUCAAAGCCCAUCCAUACAUUGGGAAUGUUCUGGGAUACACUGCACUGUUCGCCUCCGCAGAUCUCAUUCAGCAGAGUGUGCUGAGCGACAGACCGGUGUCUACCUCCACAACCGAGACCAGGGCUGGGGCUGAAGGGGCUCUGUUGAAGACCCCUGGCAUAGACUGGCACCAGACGGCACGAGUAGCGACUGUGGGUUUUUGUUUUCAUGCAAACUUCAACUAUCACUGGCUCAGAGCGCUGGAGAAGAUGCUGCCCGGGGGAGGAGCCAAAAUGGUGACCGCAAAAGUUGUAUUGGACCAGCUCAUCGCCGCCCCCCUCACCAUUAGUGCUUUUUACAUCGGUUUGAGUUUUCUAGAAAACAAAGAAGAUCUGCUUGAAGACUGGAGACAAAAAUUCUUGACCUCAUACAAGGCUGGUGUUGUGUACUGGUCUACAAUGCAGGCAAUUAACUUCUCGCUGGUUCCUCCUGUGGCUCGGACCGUGUUUAUAGGAGGAAUUGCUCUGACUUUCACCAUCUUCUUGUGUCAUAUGAAACGUCAAGGGAAGCUAAACCAAUGA
Molecule: messenger RNA, 582 nt
Organism: Boleophthalmus pectinirostris (great blue-spotted mudskipper)
Lineage: Eukaryota; Metazoa; Chordata; Actinopteri; Gobiiformes; Gobiidae
Exons: 5
Coding region: 1-582 (193 amino acids)
Cellular component (GO): cytoplasm; membrane
Source: RefSeq, a predicted model, not a curated record